Nicrophorus vespilloides is the source of this 845-nucleotide messenger RNA. RefSeq names its product AN1-type zinc finger protein 1-like. NCBI's taxonomy places the organism in Eukaryota, Metazoa, Arthropoda, Insecta, Coleoptera, Silphidae. Bases 27 to 827 code for a protein of 266 amino acids. The record is from RefSeq and is a predicted model, not a curated record. The transcript has 2 exons. Gene Ontology annotation, cellular component: cytoplasm.
CUUCCAUCAAUAAGCGAACAUUAACAAUGGAGCUACCUCAGAUAGGUAAAUGCUGUGACAAUACAUCAUGCAAACAAUUGGAUUUCUUACCAUUACAAUGCAAGUGCAAGAAGAUCUUUUGCUCACAGCACUUCAGAGAACAUGUCACCACCUGCACCUUAACGAAAAAUUUGCAAGUCUCUGAUUUGAAAAAAAUAGAUGAUCUUUAUAAAUGCUCCCAUCCCAAUUGCAAAGAAACCAGCAUUAUUCCAUUAAUGUGUGAGAAAUGUAAGCAGCACUUCUGCAUCAUACAUAGACACAUAAGUGAAUGCUUCAAGGAAGAUCCUCAAAUUAAGGCUGCUGCCAUUCAAAAACUGAAUGCACCAAUUGAACAAUUCAAUAAGGCUAAAGAUAUUCUUGAUAAACAAAUUGAACUGAACAUCAGUGCUGUAAAGAAAAAGAGUAAAAAUGCUGAGAUGGUGAACAAAAUUCAAUUGAUGAGAAUAAAAAAUAAAGCAAAUGGCCUAAAGACAAUUCCAACAACAGACAGAUUGUACUUCAAUGUUAAACAUCCCAAAUCAAGUGGAUGCAAAAGCAGUCCUUUGUUCGUUUCAAAAACAUGGACUGUGGGUAGAGCUAUUGAUGCAGUUGCUGAUGAAUGUAAAGUUCAAAAUAAAAAUAAUCAAAGUGCAGCAUUAAAAUUAAGGCUGUUCAAAGAGGAUGGAGGGGAUAUUAUUUCAAAAUUAGUUUCAGAUAAAUUGGAGGAUUUGAUUGCAGCAAAUCUUCUAUAUAAUGGUGAAAAUCUUGUUUUAGAAUAUGUUGAUGAUGCUUGUCUCAGAUUAACUUAAAUUAAUAAUAAAAAUGUG